AUGCAGCGAAUGGACAAGGAUAACUCUCAGUUUGCUUUGCACAAUGUACCUGAGGUCACAAACGAACCCACCAAAAUUAUAAAGAAGGCCCACCGCACCACUCUUUCGUUUCAAGAAACUCCAUUCCAUGAACACCUUCAUAUGAUCAAACUAAAAGCUAUCAAUCUCUGGGGUGAGAAAGACACAGAAAAUCUUUUCCACUAUGUCCACAGUCGGCGCAUGCUCCUCUCAGUCAAGAAAUUUAUCCAUAAAAGUGUCACAUUUCCUCAACUCCAACUCGCAGUUAAUCAUGCUAUCCUAUUCCGAGUUCUCAACGGCCCUAAAGCUUGGGUAGGGAAAGGCAUCACGACCGUCGACCUUAAUCGCGCCUUUAACAUGCCAAAUACUUCUCCUCUCCCAUACCAGGAUGUUCGUCGACAUAACCUUAUAAUGAACAAUGAUGGAUUCCUUGGCGGGAUUGAAUCUGGGCCUCACACCGACAAAAGUGUCAAUUCAAGUCUUAUUCGUGAUUUGAUUGAUGAUGGUAACGAAGGUGUUCAAGAAUGUGCUCCUUCAUUUUUAUCUACCGCCCAACAAGGAAGCUCAGGGGUACUGGCUGGUAUCGAAAAAGAGAACCUACAAAACAAUACAUCUGGCUCGACUAUAUCACAGAUUGAAUCAUUCACGAUAGAGCAUCCGCCGAAUCCCUCAAGACCGCAAGAGCCUGCUUGUGAUCCUCCAAUUACCCAAGCCGCCAUAAAAGCCCUUGAUGCUAAAUCUAAUGUUAUCUGGGUUCCCUCCCCUCAGUUGAGUUCGAGUGCAGACCCAGACACAGACUCAGACUCGGAUGCUCCGCUCAAGACAAAGAGGAAACGUUGUUCCUGUAGGAUACCAACAAGCUUAGCUCAACGGAUCCAGAGGAAAGAUAUUCAAAGCCCUAAGCAGGAAGCGGCCGAAAUCGUGCAUCUCAUAAGGAGGGAACAGCAAAUUACUCAGAAAACGAUCUGCAAGAGCCACGCAAAAAGACUCUGUGGGCUGUUCGGAUGUCAUGUUCGAGCCAUCAAUCAUCAAGACCUGAUUCAGAGGUUGGUGUUUUUAUAUAGCUAUCGUGGACACAUCGAUCAAGUCUAUGAAAAGAGGCCUCACUGGUGGCCACCAACAACGAAGAACAAACUGGCCCGUUGA
Messenger RNA from Penicillium taxi, 1164 nucleotides. RefSeq lists its product as uncharacterized. Lineage: Eukaryota; Fungi; Ascomycota; Eurotiomycetes; Eurotiales; Aspergillaceae. The transcript has a single exon. The record is from RefSeq and is a predicted model, not a curated record. Bases 1 to 1164 code for a protein of 387 amino acids.